AUGGGAGACAAGAUCCGAUACAGCUGCGAGUCGGGUUUUGUGCUGGAAGGUCACAGUACCCUCACAUGCAUCGUGUCACCUGGCAGUGGAGCACAGUGGGACUUCCCAUCGCCGUUUUGUCGAGCGGAGGGAGCAUGUGGCGGCACGUUACGAGGCACCGCAGGUUCAAUCACCAGCCCCGGAUAUCCAGCAGAGUACGACAACAACCUGGACUGCACAUGGUCAAUCCUCGCUGAACCCGGGGACACGAUCGCUCUUGUUUUCAAUGACUUCCUAUUAGAAGACAAAUAUGACUUUCUGGAAAUCAGCGGGACAGAAGCACCGAGCAUAUGGCUGACAGGUACAACUCUUCCCUCACCAGUGAUAUCGAAUAAAAACUGGCUUCGGAUACAUUUCACCUCAGACAGCAAUCACAGAAGAAAAGGAUUUAGUGCUCAGUAUCAAGUGAAGAAAGCCAUAGAGUUGAAGUCCAGAGGGGUAAAGAUGAUGCCCAGCAAAGACUCCAGUCACAAAAAUGCCGUCUUGAGCCAGAGCGGCCUUGCUGGUGACGUUUGUCCAGAUCCCGGAGUUCCUGAAAAUGGCAAAAGGAUGGGUUCAGUCUUCCAGGUCGGCUCAAGCGUCCAGUUCAGCUGUGAUGACAGCUAUGUACUGCAUGGAUCUAAAAGUAUCACUUGUCAACGGGUCACUGACACUCUGGCUGCUUGGAGCGACCACAGACCCAUCUGCAGAACCCGUACCUGUGGCAGUAAUCUGAGAGGGCCCAGAGGGGUGAUAACAUCUCCUAACUACCCUGUUCAGUAUGAGAACAAUGCACACUGUGUGUGGGUCAUCACUGCAAUGGACUCUGAAAAGGUAAUAAAGCUGUCAUUUGAUGAGUUCGAUCUGGAGAGAGGAUAUGACACGCUGACUGUGGGAGACGGUGGAAAGAUAGGAGACACUCGGAGGGUACUCUAUGUACUUACUGGUACCAGCGUCCCUGAUCUUAUCGUGAGCUUGUCAAAUCAGAUGUGGCUACACCUGCAGUCAGACGACACAAUCGGCUCUGCGGGGUUCAAGGCAAUCUAUGAAGAAAUCAACAGAGGAGGUUGCGGUGAUCCCGGAGUGCCUGCGUUUGGUCGCCGUAGCGGCGAUCGCUUUCAGCACGGUGACGUCUUGACCUUCUUUUGCCAGUCGGCUUUUGAGCUGGUGGGAGAAAAAACCAUCACGUGCCAACACAAUAACCAGUGGUCUGGAAACAAACCCAGUUGUGUGUUUUCUUGCUUCUUCAACUUCACGGCUCCAUCAGGGACCGUCUUGUCCCCAAACUACCCAGAGGAAUAUGGUAACAACCUGAACUGUGUGUGGUUGAUUAUCUCUGAGCCGGGCAGUCGAAUACAUCUCUUCUUCUCUGACUUUGACCUGGAGCCACAAUUUGAUUGGCUGGUAGUUAAAGAUGAAGCAUUUGGUCAGAAUGAAUGUCAUGACCCGGGUGUUCCAGUCAAUGGACAAAGGUAUGGUGACAAGUUUCAGCUGGGCAGUUCGGUGGCUUUUCGCUGUGAUCAAGGAUUCAUUAGGACACAGGGGUCGGAUCAGGUCACUUGCAUCAUUCAGGAUGGGAAUGUCGUUUGGUCCGCCGCUGUUCCUCGAUGUGAAGCUCCCUGCGGAGGCCAUCUCACAGCCCCUACCGGUGUURUACUGUCUCCUGGUUGGCCAUCCUUUUAUAAAGAUUCUCUAAACUGCCAGUGGGUCAUUGAGGCACAGAAAGACCAUGCUGUAAAAAUACACUUUGACAAGUUCCAGACGGAGGUAAACUAUGACACACUGGAGAUCAGAGACGGCUCGUCAGCCUCCUCCCCUCUGAUUGGUGAAUACCACGGCACCCAAGCGCCUCAUUUCCUGAUUUCCACAUCCAACUUCCUGUUCCUGUUGUUCACCACUGACAACAGCCGGUCCUCAGCUGGUUUCAGCAUCAGAUAUGAAAGUGUGAGGAUGGAGUCAGACUCAUGCCUCGAUCCCGGUAUCCCAGUCAACGGCCGUCGCCAUGGCAGUAGCUUUUCCAUUGGCUCCCACGUCUCAUUUACAUGCAACCCUGGAUACACACUCAGUGAUCAGGAGCCAAUUGUUUGUGAGCAGAGUCACCAGUGGAGUCAUGCUCUUCCCAGCUGCGAUGAGGAGAACCAUGACUACCUGUCCAUCAUUGAAGAUGGCAACUUCCAGGCUCCGGUGGCUCGACUCACCGGCUCAGUGCUUCCACCAAGCGUCAAAGCUGGACUCUACGGAAACUUCAGUGUGCAGCUGCGAUUUAUAUCAGACUUCUCCAUGAGUUACGAAGGAUUUAAUAUAACUUUUUCAGAGUACGACUUGGAGCCCUGUGAGGAUCCCGGUGUGCCGGCAUUCAGCAGGAGGAUGGGAUUUCGAUUUGGAGUCGGCGACUCGCUUGCCUUCUCUUGUUUCCACGGCUACAGACUUGAGGGAGACAGUAAGAUCACUUGUCUCGGAGGUGGCAGGAGAGUGUGGAGCAACACACUGCCACGGUGUAUAGCCGAGUGUGGAGCUUCCACGCUAGGACCAGAAGGUGUUCUACUCUCUCCAAAUUUUCCCUCCAGCUACGAUAACAACCAUGAGUGCAUCUACCGCAUCACUACUGAAAAGGGCAAAGGAAUCAGGCUGAAAGCUGAGAGCUUCUCUUUGCAAGAUGGAGACUAUCUAAAGGUGUAUGAUGGAGAGAAUACCACAUCCCGUCUUCUUGGCAACUUUACACUUGAUGGAAUGAUGGGUCGUGUCAUCAACAGUACGUCCAAUCACUUAUGGCUGGAGUUCAACAGCAACGCCUCUGGAACGGAGCAGGGCUUCCGCCUUACUUACACAAGUUUUGAUCUGGUUCGCUGCGAGGAGCCUGGAGUUCCCAGUUAUGGGUAUAAAAUCCAGGACGAUGGGCAUUAUGCCAAUACGUUCGUCCUGUACUCCUGCAACCCCGGGUAUACCCUGCAUGGCAGCACGGAGUGUGGAGGUCACAUAACUGGAGCAGUGUCUGGACGGAUUCUUUCCCCUGGAUACCCGGCUCCAUAUGACAACAACCUCCACUGUACCUGGACUAUAGAAGCAGACACAGGCAAGACUAUCAGCCUCCACUUCAUUGUCUUUGACACUGAGGUCGGCCACGAUAUUCUGAGAGUUUGGGAUGGUCCAUCUGGCUCUUCAGACGGGGGGAUCCUGUUGAAAGAGUGGUCUGGCCCAGCCUUGCCUGAAGAUAGCCACUCGACUUUCAACAUCCUCACUCUACAGUUUGAUGCUGAUUAUUUUAUCAGCAAACAAGGAUUUUCUAUACAGUUCUCUACGACAUCCUGCAAUGACCCGGGUAUUCCCGUAAACGGUUCUCGAUACGGAGACAGUAAAGAGCCUGGUGACAGCAUGACCUUCCAGUGUGACCCCGGCUAUCAGCUGCAAGGCCAAGACACCAUCACAUGUGUACGAAUGGAUAACAGGUUCUACUGGCAGCCGGAUCCACCAACCUGCAUGGCGACCUGCGGGGGUAAUGUCAGCGGCCCUUCCGGUGUGAUUCUGUCUCCGAACUACCCUCAGCCUUACCCUCCUGGGAAAGAGUGCGACUGGAGAAUCAGAGUCAAUCCUGACUUUGUCAUUGCCCUUAUCUUCAAAAGUUUCAACAUGGAGCCAAGUUACGACUUCCUGCACAUCUAUGAAGGCGAAGACUCAAACGGGCCUCUCCUUGCAAGUCUUCAAGGCAACCAGGCCCCUGAACGCAUAGAAAGCAGCGGGAACAGUCUUUUCCUGGCAUUCAGAUCAGAUGCAUCACUAGGAAUGUCUGGAUUUGCUAUUGAAUAUAGAGAGAAACCAAGAGAGGCCUGUUUUGACCCUGGUAACAUCAUGAAUGCCAGUCGGACCGGCUAUGACUACAAACUAGGAUCCCAGGUCUCCUACAGCUGUCACCAUGGCUACACAAUCAUGGGUAGUGAAACCAUUAUGUGUGUCAUGGGGCAUGAUGGGAAACCAGUGUGGGACAAGGCCUUGCCAUCAUGUAAAGCUCCGUGUGGAGGACACUACAGCGGAUCUGAGGGUGUUGUUUUAUCCCCAAACUAUCCUUUAAACUACACCAUGAGACAGAUGUGUUCCUAUCACAUCACUGUGUCCCCACAGUUUGUGGUAUUUGGUCAGUUUGCUGUUUUCCAGACGGCAAUGAAUGACUCAGUGGAGCUUUUUGAUGGAGCCAAUGAUAAUGCUCGACUGCUCAGCUCCCUGGCUGGAUCCCAUUCAGGAGAGACAUUGCCGCUGGCAACAUCCAAUCAGAUCAUGCUUCGGUUCAAUGCCAAGAGCGGCCAGUCAGCUAAAGGUUUUCAUUUUGUCUACCAAGCUGUGCCUCGCACAAGCGACAGUCAGUGCAGCUCAGUGCCAGAGCCUCGGUACGGCAGACGAAUCGGCUCGGAGUUCUCAGCCGGCUCCGUUGUCCGUUUCGAGUGCAGUCCUGGGUAUCUUUUGAAAGGAUCCAGCGCAAUUCGAUGCCAGGCUGUACCAGGUGCCCUCGCACAGUGGAACGCAUCGACACCUACAUGUAUAGUUCCCUGCAGUGGCAAUUUGACUGAACGUCGAGGUACAAUAUUGUCUCCUGGCUAUCCUGAGCCAUACCCUAAUGCUCUAAACUGUCUGUGGAGGAUCCAUGUCAGUGAAGGAGCAGGAAUACAGAUCCAAGUUAUGACGUUUGCGACAGAACACAACUGGGACUCUCUGGAGAUCUAUGAUGGAGGGGACAUGACAGCUCCAAAACUGGGAUCCUUUUCAGCUCCGUGUGGAGGACACUACAGCGGAUCUGAGGGUGUUGUUUUAUCCCCAAACUAUCCUUUAAACUACACCAUGAGACAGAUGUGUUCCUAUCACAUCACUGUGUCCCCACAGUUUGUGGUAUUUGGUCAGUUUGCUGUUUUCCAGACGGCAAUGAAUGACUCAGUGGAGCUUUUUGAUGGAGCCAAUGAUAAUGCUCGACUGCUCAGCUCCCUGGCUGGAUCCCAUUCAGGAGAGACAUUGCCGCUGGCAACAUCCAAUCAGAUCAUGCUUCGGUUCAAUGCCAAGAGCGGCCAGUCAGCUAAAGGUUUUCAUUUUGUCUACCAAGCUGUGCCUCGCACAAGCGACAGUCAGUGCAGCUCAGUGCCAGAGCCUCGGUACGGCAGACGAAUCGGCUCGGAGUUCUCAGCCGGCUCCGUUGUCCGUUUCGAGUGCAGUCCUGGGUAUCUUUUGAAAGGAUCCAGCGCAAUUCGAUGCCAGGCUGUACCAGGUGCCCUCGCACAGUGGAACGCAUCGACACCUACAUGUAUAGUUCCCUGCAGUGGCAAUUUGACUGAACGUCGAGGUACAAUAUUGUCUCCUGGCUAUCCUGAGCCRUACCCUAAUGCUCUAAACUGUCUGUGGAGGAUCCAUGUCAGUGAAGGAGCAGGAAUACAGAUCCAAGUUAUGACGUUUGCGACAGAACACAACUGGGACUCUCUGGAGAUCUAUGAUGGAGGGGACAUGACAGCUCCAAAACUGGGAUCCUUUUCAGCGGUUGGGCUGACCACUUGUCCUGAACCAAUGAUCCCAGCAAACGGCAUAAAAACAGGAGACAGAUACAUGGUGAAUGAGGUGGUAGCCUUCCAUUCACGCUGCGGUGGGGUCCUAUCUGAGAUGAGUGGUGUCAUCCUCAGUCCAGGUUUUCCUGGCAACUACCCUGGCAACCUGGACUGCACCUGGCAAAUCACCCUGCCAGCUGGAUAUGGAGCCCAUGUUCAGUUCCAGAACUUCUCCUCGGAGGACAACCACGACUUUCUUGAAGUCCGUGCCGGACCACAACACAGCUCUGCUCUCAUUGGUCAAUUCACAGGCUCACAGAUUCCACCACCACUGAUGAGCACUACUCACCUGACAAUCAUCCACUUCUACAGUGACCACUCAGAGAACAGGCCAGGGUUCAGACUGAUCUACCAGGCUUAUCAGCUUCAGAACUGCCAGGAUCCUUCUCCUUUCCCAAAUGGUGACAUUAUCAAAAGUGACUACAGUGCUGGACAAUCCAUAACCUUUCAGUGCUACUCUGGUUAUGUUUUGAUUGGACACAAGGUGCUAACAUGCCUCCAUGGGACAAAUCGGAAAUGGAAUCACCCCUUUCCCCGUUGUGAGGCUCCUUGCGGAUAUAAUGUGACAGCUGAGAAUGGGACCAUCUAUUCACCUCAGUACCCCAACGAAUACCCCAACUCCCAAGACUGCAGCUGGCUCAUCAGCGUUCCCCAUGGCCACGGGGUUUACAUCAACUUUACUUUGCUGCAGACAGAGCCAGUCACAGAUUAUAUUGCUGUCUGGGAUGGGCCUGAUACAUCUAGUCCCCAGCUGGGAGUCUUCAGUGGUAACACAGCAUUAGAGUCKGCCUACAGUUCYACCUCGAAGGUCCUGGUUCGCUUUCAUUCUGACUUCUCUACUGGAGGAUUCUUUAUCCUCAACUUCCAUGCUUAUCGUCUGAAGAAAUGCCCACCUCCUCCUAUUGUGGAGAAUGCAGAGAUGAUCUACGAAGACGAGGACUUUCACAUAGCUCAGUGCCCAGCAAAUGAGGAGAGGUUUUCAUCAUCAGGAGUCAUACUAAGUCCUGGGUUUCCUGGCAACUAUCCCAACAGCCAGACUUGCUCCUGGCUCCUUCGUAUGAUUCCAGGUUACACCAUAAAUAUCUAUGUAGAGAUGUUCCACAGUGAGAAGCAAUUUGAUGAACUGGAGAUUUUUGAUGGAUCAUCAGGACAAAGCCCUUUGCUUGUUGCUCUGAGUGGUAACCAUUCCUCUCAGCUGAACUUCACGUCUAAAACAAACCAGCUCUAUCUACGAUGGUCCACUGACCACGCGACUAACAAGAGGGGAUUCAAGAUACGAUACUCGGCUUCUUAUUGCAGCAUUAAUGAUCCUCCGUUAAAUGGUGGCGUGGUCAACCGAACGAAACUCCAUCCAGGUAGCAGACUCCAGUUCUACUGUAACCAUGGUUACCGCCUGGUAGGCUUAAGCAACGCCACCUGCAGGCUUGAUUCCAGUGGGCUUUACCAGUGGGACACACCUGCUCCCGUUUGUCAAGCUGUUUCAUGUGGAAUACCUCAGACUCCCGGUAACGGCAGCUUCCAUGCAUACCACUAUAAUGUUGGUAGCCAGGUCACCUAUCAGUGUAAUUAUGGCUACCAUCUUGACCCUGGUGCUCCUGUGUCAGCUGUGUGUUUGGAGGAUGGCAGCUGGAGUAACACAGGUUCAGUUCCCCGUUGCCUGCCUGUGCACUGUCCCAGCAUUGAAGGCGUCCUGACAGAGCACAUGACCUACCGCCUGCUCAUUGGCAGGCUGGCUGAGUUUGGUUCCACUGUGAUGUUGGAGUGCUCAACAGGCUUUUAUUUGGGUGUCGGGCAUCGAACUCUCCGAUGCCUCGCCAACGGGACCUGGGAAGGAUUGGAUGACCCAGCUACGUGCAAGACUGGUCACUGCGACUCUCCAGAUCCCAUAGUCAACGGUCACAUUAGCGGAGAUGGCUCAAGCUACCGUGACACUGUGGUGUACCAGUGCAUGUUGGGAUACAGACUAAUCGGCACAUCCGUCAGAAUCUGCCAGCAAGACCAUCGGUGGUCCGGAACAACACCUGUCUGUGUCCCCAUCACUUGUGGUCACCCUGGAAACCCAGCCAAUGGCCGAACCAAUGGCAGCGAGUUCAACCUCAAUGACGUUGUCAACUUCACCUGCAAUAAAGGUUACAUCCUCAGUGGGAAUGCCCGCGCUCAGUGUCGACUCAACGGACAGUGGAGCAACCCCUUACCUGUCUGCAAAGUGGUGAACUGUUCGGACCCUGGCCACGUGGAGAACGGCGUGCGCCAGUCCGGUCUGCGUUACCCAGAAGUUUUCAGCUAUGGUGUAACCGUGGCGAUCCACUGCAAGAGAGGCUAUUACCUUCUGGGCUCUGCGAUCCUCACGUGUCAACACAACGGGCUGUGGGACAGACCAACACCUCGUUGCUUAGCUAUUUCCUGUGGCGAUCCCGGCGUGCCACCUAAUGCAGCAGUCUCGGGAAGCCACAGUUGGACAUACGGUUCUGUUCUGCAGUACUCCUGUCUGCCUGGCGGAGUUCUAGUGGGCAAUUCUACUCGCAACUGCCAAGAAGAUGGCACAUGGAGCGGGGCGCCGCCCUACUGCACAGGAGCUAGUCCUGGAUUGUGYGGAGACCCUGGGAUCCCGCCACAUGGCACCAGACUGGGAGGGGAAGAAUUUAAGACCAAGAGCCUUCUGCGUUUUAGCUGYGAGGCCGGGUAUAAUCUGAUUGGCUCAGCUGAGAGGACCUGUCUUCACAACAGCAGCUGGAGCGGAACGCAGCCUGUGUGUCAAGCUGUUUCUUGCGGUAACCCUGGCACCCCUGCCCAUGGAAGAAUCGUGUUCAGCGACGGCAUCACCUUUGGCAGCUCAGUGGCUUACGCGUGUUGGGAAGGGUUUAAAACAUCUGGACUGACCACCAGACACUGCACAACAAAUGGCACAUGGACUGGUCAGCCCCCAGAUUGCACWGUGAUCAGUUGUGGCGACCCUGGGCCCAUCGCCAACGGCAUCUAUUUGGGAAGAGAAUUUACCUUCAACCAUACUGUGGCCUACCGCUGUAACCCUGGCCACCUGAUGGAACCAGCUGGAUGCAAUGUUCUGAGCUGCACUAAAGAUGGAACCUGGAACAAAACCAAGCCCAGUUGCAAAGUUAUCCAGUGUGGACAUCCCCCCCAAGUGCUCAAUGGAAAGGUCGAAGGKACUGAUCAUUCCUGGGGAGCCAGUGUGAGCUACAGUUGUUUUCAGGGUUACCAGAUGUCCAUCCCUGCYGUCUUAACCUGCGAGGGAAAYGGGACUUGGACUGGAGACAUUCCACAGUGUUUGSGUGAGUUCAUAUUCUCCUUUAUAUCCGGCAAACUGCAGCACACUCCGUUUGAGCCGAAGCAAAGGAUUCUGUCCUGUGUGGGGAUCCUGGCUCUCCUGGAGAAGGAUUCAGAGAGGGGAACAUCUUCUCAUACGGACCCAGCCUUCAACAGCUGUCGUGAUCCAGGAACUCCAGCCUACGGUAUUCCGAUCUUGGCCCAGGGCUUUCAGCCAGAAACCCCCAGUAACGUGGAUGUUCGAGCUAUGGACCUGCCGACUUUAGGAUACACGCUGAUAUACACGUGUCAAGAAGGUUUUUAUCUGUCUGGUGGAUCAGAGCACAGAACCUGCAGAAGUGAUGGGAGAUGGACAGGGAAACCGCCGCUCUGUAAAGUUGGAGUGAAAGUAAAUCCCAAAGGCAGAGGGGAGUCAGACAUACAGAAGAAUAAGAUCCGUGUUCCAGCAGAUGUCUUCUCUCCAAACUCUGAGUGGAGCGGUUUCUACGAGUAUUUAGGGAAGAGGCAGACCACCACCUUUGCAGUUACUGGGUUCAACGCUACCAGCAGCCGAGUGAACGUCACAUUACUGGAGACCAGCGGCGUGUCGAUCAGACUGUCAGGUACCUACAAGUCGGAGGAAAACCAGCUGCUGUUGAAGGUGUACCAAGUGAAGGGGCCGACAGAGUACUACUACAGCAAGUUUAAAAACGACAACUGGGCUAUGGAUGGAUAUGUCACUGCGGAGUCCGACCAGAAGACUUUCGUUUACCAGGGACAUAUUCACAGUAAAGACUUUGGCAAGUUUUCUCUGACGAGACAAGGUCCUGUAACCACGGCGAUGAAUCCGUCAAACCCAUACACGAACAGCAGCUCGGUGGCAGCAGCCAUUUUAGUUCCCUUCUUUGCUCUCAUCCUCUCUGGGUUUGCCUUCUACCUCUACAAGCACAGGACCCGUCCAAAGGUCCAAUUCAACGGCUAUGUCGGACAUGAGAGCUCCAAUGGGCAGGCGUCGUUUGAAAAUCCAAUGUAUGACACCAACAUGAAGCCCACGGAGGCUAAGGCGGUUCGAUUUGAUACCACCCUGAACACAGUCUGCACUGUGGUAUAG
Molecule: messenger RNA, 9969 nt
Organism: Poecilia reticulata (guppy)
Lineage: Eukaryota; Metazoa; Chordata; Actinopteri; Cyprinodontiformes; Poeciliidae
Source: RefSeq, a predicted model, not a curated record